AUGACUAUCAAUUUAUCUGCCAAACAAGUACCCGAACUGCUCCCGCCCGCCCCUUCGCAGGCGUACCUUGAGGAGAGCUAUGCACCUGAGAUGCUGGCUGCGAUUGGAACGUUAUUUGCAUUGGCGAUGAUAUGCGUGCUGCUACGAGUUUACGUAAGGGUCGUUAUGCUAAAGGUGUUCGGCGUCGAUGAUUGGUUGAUGAUGCUUUCAGCGGCUUUAAGUGUAGCAUGCUACUCUUUUUUCGCCGCACUCACGCAUGUUGGAGUAGGCCAUCACGUUGAGUACUUCACCUAUGUACGGCCUGAUCACCGGAAGAGAUUCUUCGAGAUAUCAUGGUGGUAUGCCUGGAUACUUGUUGUCGCUUAUUCUAGUAUCAAGAUAUCCAUUGCUUGCUUCCUACUUCGAUUCUCGGAUCAUCGCCGCCAUUGGCAAUGGUCGCUAUAUGCCAUGAUAGUCAUUUUAAUCCUGUUCACCAUUGGAUCCGUUCUCUCAUUGGUAUUGCAAUGUUUACCCAUUCAAGCAGCAUGGGACUUCAGUUUGCGGCCGCCUAUAGGAAAUGCAAACUGCUACUCGACCACGACUUUUCGAAAUACUGGCGUCUUCAACUCCGUGUUUAACUUGGCUACUGAUCUCAUCCUCGCUCUAUCGCCCAUGCCCAUUAUAUGGAAGAUACAGACAGAUCUACGAACUAAGAUCUCACUAUGCAUCGUCAUGGGACUCGGCCUAUUUACCUGCGGUGUGGCUGCCUACAAGAUACCCCUCCAGUUCCACUUCUUUGAUGAGAAAGACUUCUUAGGCCAGGGAGCAUGGUAUUACGUCUGGCAACAGUAUGUCUCCAAUACUAUCGCUUCUUCCAAAGGUUUCCCAUUCUGA
Alternaria burnsii is the source of this 873-nucleotide messenger RNA. RefSeq lists its product as uncharacterized. Lineage: Eukaryota; Fungi; Ascomycota; Dothideomycetes; Pleosporales; Pleosporaceae. The transcript is spliced from 7 exons. The record is from RefSeq and is a predicted model, not a curated record. Bases 1 to 873 code for a protein of 290 amino acids.